AUGUCUAUAAGUGGAAUCCCACAGGAAAAUGUGAAGUGGCUGUGGCAGAUGUACUGUGCAUCUCUUGCGCCUCUGUCAUUUGAAGAGGAGGUUGUGGUAGAAAUGUGGAGAUUAUUCGCCGCAUUUUUGGCCCCACUAUCGUUGCAGCCUUCCGCGACAGCGUCUAACCAGGCCUCUUCGGCAAUUGCAACAUUUACAUUUACGGUGGACCUCCGUAGUGACGGUCUAACUGCAGAAAUGCGAACUGCCCUUGUUAAUCAGCCACAGAUUGUUGUACCACUUUUGGAGUUUUUUAGGGCGGUGCUGGACUACCAGCAAAAUUCCGAAGAGCAUCGACGGGGAGCUCUCGGAUCCAAGCGAUUGGUUUGUUCAGUCAUCGGUGACGAUGCUUGCGCGACGUCAUUUGAUGCGUUGGGGGCCUCCUUACUAGGCCAGCUUGUGGUGAUUCGUGGGACAGUGGUACGCAUGAGCCCGUCACGGGUGGUUUGUGUAAAGAUGGCGUUUCGCUGCUGUUUAUGUGGAGCAAUCGUUGAGGUUUCAACGGAAGAUGGGGUCCUGAUAUACCCUGGAUCAUGCCGUGGUAGAUGCCGGGGUUACAAGUGGUCCCCGUUGGUGGAACAAGGAAAGUGCGAGGAGGUUCAGGUGCUAAAGAUUCAGGAGCAAUCAGGCGUAUACGAUGGAUCCACAGGCGGCGGGAAUAUUCACAAGAUGAUGACGGUGGAGCUGCGUGGCAUAUGGAUUGAUGCUGCGACAGUUGGUGAAUCAGUCAUUUUAUGUGGUGUUCUUUUUGCAAGGCGUAGUGAGGGCCGUGCUGACGCCACACAGCAAAUAGCUGUGAGAGCGUACUCCAUAGAGGGAAGUCGACAUGACAGUGAGCGGAGUGUUUUGCUGUCGAUGAACUCAUUAGAAGAAAGUGCACAGUUCUACGAGAUGGCGCGUCAUCCGCAGUGGUUUGCACGCCUGUGUGCUUCUCUUGCACCGUCCAUUUUUGGGUUGCAACACGUCAAGGAGGCCAUUGUUUUGGCUGUGGUUGGAGGCACGGCGCACACGAUGCGUACACGCAGUAAUAUUCAUUUGCUUAUGGUGGGGGAUCCGGGUCUUGGGAAGUCACAAUUGUUGCGUUCUGCUUGCACCAUUGCAGCACGUAGUGCUUUUGUAUGUGCUCAUACGUCUUCCUCCUGCGGUUUGACACUCACGCUAACGAGAGAUCCAACUUCCGGGGAAACCGCCUUUGAGGCUGGGGCGGUUGUACACGGCGACGGAGGAAUUACUUGCAUAGACGAAAUUGACAAGGGUGUCACAGAACACAGGGCGCUUCUUGAGAAGAUGGAGCAGGAGAC
This is a messenger RNA of Trypanosoma cruzi, 1340 nucleotides long. Its product is annotated as minichromosome maintenance (MCM) complex subunit, putative. The transcript has a single exon. The record is from RefSeq and is a predicted model, not a curated record. Gene Ontology annotation, cellular component: nucleus; MCM complex. The annotation marks the transcript as partial. NCBI's taxonomy places the organism in Eukaryota, Euglenozoa, Kinetoplastea, Trypanosomatida, Trypanosomatidae. Gene Ontology annotation, molecular function: single-stranded DNA binding; single-stranded DNA helicase activity; ATP binding.